AUGCUGGUGAUCUGGAUUCUGAUGCUGGCUCUCCGGCUCUGCACGUCCGUUACUGCUCUACCAACAUCGGAGGGCUCUGCUGUUCACAAAGCCAUUUCCCAGCAGGGCACACUGUGGACUGGUGAGGUUUUGGAGAAGCAGACAGUCAAGCAAGGGAAGACCACUCUGAGAAGGUAGAAAAAUCAUUUCUACAGCUCUGCAGGGGAGCUACGGUGUAGGAAUGCCCUGAAAGAUGAGGAGGCAUGUGCUGGAUUGAGCGUGAUGUUUGCUGGGGAGAGUGUGGUGGUGCUGGUACAUUUGUGGAUGACAGGAGCAAGAGUGAAGAACCUUGGCUUGGUGGAGUUUGCCAGCCUGGGGGACGACGGGGAUGGCAGAGCCGAAGCCUUUAGCCUGGGGCUCCCACUUAGUGAGCAGGCAAGGGCUGCAGGAGCCGGAGAGAAGGAGCAUCAGGAGACCAGAACUGGUCCGUGGCCUGUUAGGAACUGGGACACAUGGCAAGAAGUGAGUAGCGGGCCAGCGAAGCUGAGCUCUGCGUCUUGUCGGAUCAGCAGCAGCAUGAGAUUCUUCCAGGAGGACGAACCCUGUGGUGAACUUGGCUAUGAGGAGUCAGUCAUAUUUACCACCGGCUCAACUGCAACACCACACUUCCUUGACAGCUCCACAAACUCGGGCAGCAGUGAGGAAUCAACACUACCCCACAGCAACUCAGGAGCAAUGAGAAUAAAACUCUCAACCGCCCACUCCAAAACCUUAGUUCUAGCUGGAAAACCGACAGUCUCACGCAUCAGAUCAGGAUCAAUGGAAACAACAACAUUAGCCACAAGUACCACAACAGCAGGCCUGAGUGAGAAAUCUACCACCUUCUACAGUAGCCCCAGAUCACCAGUCACAACACUCUCACCUGCCAGGACGACAAGCUCAGGCGUCAGUGAAGAAUCCACCACCUCCCACAGCCGACCACACACAGGCUCAACGCACACAACAGCGUUCCCUGGCAGUACCACCAUGCCAGGCCUCAGUCAGGAAUCUACAGCUUCCCACAGCAGCCCAGGCUCCACAGACACAACACUGUCCCCUGGCAGUACCACAGCAUCAUCCCUUGGUCCAGAGUCUACUACCAUCCACAGCAGCCCAGGCUCCACUGGAACAACACUCUUACCCGACAACACCACAACCUCGGGCCUCCUUGAAGCAUCUACGCCCGUCCACAGCAGCACUGGAUCGCCACACACAACACUGUCCCCUGCCGGCUCUACAACCCGUCAGGGAGAAUCUACCACUUUCCAGAGCUGGCCAAGCUCAAAUGACACUGCGCCUGCACCUCCUAGUACCACAUCAGCCUUUGUUGAACUAUCUACAACCUACCAUAGCAGCCCGAGCUCAACUCCAACAACACACCUUUCUGCCAGCUCCACAAUCUUGGGCCUUACUGAAGAAUCUACAACCUACCACAGCAGCCCGGGCUCAACUCAAACAAUGCACUUCCCUGAAAGCUCCACAACUUCAGGCCGUAGUGAAGAAUCAACAACUUCCCACAGCAGCACAACACACACAAUAUCUUCACCUCCUGGCACCACACCUGGCCCCGUUGAAGAGUCUACAAGCUACCACAGCAGCCCGGGCUCAACUGCAACAACACGCUUCCCUGACAGCUCCACAACCUCAGGCCGUAGUGAGGAAUCAACAGCAUACCACAGCAGCCCAGACGCAACGGGAACAACAGUCUUACCUGCCCGCUCCACAACCUCGGUUCUUGUUGGAGAAUCUACGACCUCACCCAGCAGUUCAGGCUCCACGGAAACAACAGCCUCACCCGGCAGUACCACAACGCCAGGCCUCAGUGAGAAAUCUACCACUUUCUACAGUAGCCCCAGAUCACCAGACACAACACUCUCACCUGCCAGCACGACAAGCUCAGGCGUCAGUGAAGAAUCCACCACCUCCCACAGCCGACCAGGCUCAACGCACACAACAGCAUUCCCUGACAGCACCACCAUGCCAGGCCUCAGUCGGGAGUCUACAACUUCCCACAGCAGCCCAGGCUCAACGGAUCCAACACUGUUACCUGCCAGCACCACCACCUCAGGUCCCGGUCAGGAAUCGACAACUUCCCACAGCAGCCCAGGUUCAACUGACACUGCACUGUCCCCUGGCAGUACCACAACCUUAUCCUCUGGUCAAGAAUCUACAACCUCCCACAGCAGCCCAGGCUCCACUCACACAACACUCUUCUUUGACAGCACCACAAGCUCAGGCAUCGUUGAAGCAUCUACACGCGUCCACAGCAGCACUGGCUCACCACACACAACACUGUCCCCUGCCAGCUCCACAAGCCCUGGCCUUCAGGGAGAAUCUACCGCCUUCCAGACCCACCCAGCCUCAACUCACACAACGCCUUCACCUCCUAGCACCGCAGCAGCCCCUGUUGAGGAAUCUACAACCUACCACCACAGCCCAGGCUCGACUCCAACAACACACUUCCCUGCCAGCUCCACAACUUCGGGACACAGUGAGAAAUCAACAACAUUCCACGGCAGCCCAGAUGCAAGUGGAACAACACCCUCACCUGCCCACUCCACAACCUCAGGUCGUGGAGAAUCUACAACCUCACCCAUCAGUCCAGGCUCAACUGAAAUAACAACGUUGUCUGGCAGCACCACAACACCAGGCCUCAGUGAGGCGUCUACCACCUUCUACAGCAGCCCCAGAUCACCAACCACAACACUCCCACCUGCCAGCAUGACAAGCCUAGGCGUCAGUGAAGAGUCCACCACCUCCCGUAGCCAACCACGUUCAACUCACUCAACAGUGUCACCUGCCAGCAGCACCACGCCAGGCCCCAGUGAGGAAUCUACCACCGUCUACAGCAGCAGCCCAGGCUCAACUGAAACCACAGUGUUCCCUCGCGGCACCACAACCUCAGUUCGUGGUGAAGAACCUACAACCUUCCACAGCCAGCAGGCCGCAACUCACACAACGCUGUUCACUGAGGACACCACCACCUCGGGCCUCACUGAAGAAUCUACAGCCUUCCCCAGCGGCCCAGUCUCCACCCGAACAGGGUUGCCUGCCACCCUCACAACCACCGACCUCGGUGAGGAAUCAACAACCUUCCCCAGCAGCUCAGGCUCAACUGGAACAACACUCUCACCUGCCCGCUCCACCACCUCAGGCCUUGUUGGAGAAUCUACACCCUCAACCCUCAGUCCAAGCUCAACCGAAACAACAACUUUACCCGGCAGUCCCACAACACCAAGCCUCAGUGAGAAAUCAACCACCUUCUACACCAGCCCCAGAUCACCAGAUGCAACACUCUCACCUGCGACCACAACAAGCUCAGGCGUCAGUGAAGAAUCCGGCACAUCCCAUAGUCAACCGGGCUCAACGCACACGACGGCGUUCCCUGACAGCACCACCACGUCAGGCCUCAGUCAGGAACCUACAACUUCCCACAGCAGCCAAGGCUCAACAGAGGCAACGCUGUCCCCUGGCAGUACCACAGCCUCAUCCCUUGGUCAACAGUCUACAACCUUGCACAGCAGCCCAGGCGCCACUGGAACCACACUCUUACCUGACGACACCACAACCUCAGGCCUCGUGGAGGCAUCUACACCCAUCCACAGCAGCACUGGCUCGCUACACACAACACUGACCCCUGCCAGCUCCACAAGCGCUGGCCUUCAGGAGGAAUCUACCACCUUCCAGAGCUGGCCAAGCUCAAGUGACACAACACCUUCACCUCCUAGCACCACACCAGCCCCUGUUGAAGUAUCCACAACCUACCACAGCCGCCCGAGCUCAACUCCAACAACACACUUUUCUGCCAGCUCCACAACCUUGGCCCGUAGUGAGGAAUCAACAACAGUCCACAGCAGCCCAGGUGCAACUGGAACAACACGCUUCCCUACCCGCUCCGCGACCUCAGUUCUUGUUGGAGAACCUACAACCUCACCCAUCCGUUCAGGCUCAAUGGAAACAACAGCGUUACCCGGCAGUACCACAACAGCAGGCCUGAGUGAGAAAUCUACCACCUUCUACAGUAGCCCCAGAUCACCAGUCACAACACUCUCACCUGCCAGGACGACAAGCUCAGGCGUCAGUGAAGAAUCCACCACCUCCCACAGCCGACCACACACAGGCUCAACGCACACAACAGCGUUCCCUGGCAGUACCACCAUGCCAGGCCUCAGUCAGGAAUCUACAGCUUCCCACAGCAGCCCAGGCUCCACAGACACAACACUGUCCCCUGGCAGUACCACAGCAUCAUCCCUUGGUCCAGAGUCUACUACCAUCCACAGCAGCCCAGGCUCCACUGGAACAACACUCUUACCCGACAACACCACAACCUCGGGCCUCCUUGAAGCAUCUACGCCCGUCCACAGCAGCACUGGAUCGCCACACACAACACUGUCCCCUGCCGGCUCUACAACCCGUCAGGGAGAAUCUACCACUUUCCAGAGCUGGCCAAGCUCAAAUGACACUGCGCCUGCACCUCCUAGUACCACAUCAGCCUUUGUUGAACUAUCUACAACCUACCAUAGCAGCCCGAGCUCAACUCCAACAACACACCUUUCUGCCAGCUCCACAAUCUUGGGCCGUAGUGAGGAAUCGACAACAGUCCACAGCAGCCCAGUUGCAACUGCAACAACACCUUCAUCUGCCCGCUCCACAACCUCAACCUCAGGCCUUACUGAAGAAUCUACAACCUACCACAGCAGCCCGGGCUCAACUCAAACAAUGCACUUCCCUGAAAGCUCCACAACUUCAGGCCGUAGUGAAGAAUCAACAACUUCCCACAGCAGCACAACACACACAAUAUCUUCACCUCCUGGCACCACACCUGGCCCCGUUGAAGAGUCUACAAGCUACCACAGCAGCCCGGGCUCAACUGCAACAACACGCUUCCCUGACAGCUCCACAACCUCAGGCCGUAGUGAGGAAUCAACAGCAUACCACAGCAGCCCAGACGCAACGGGAACAACAGUCUUACCUGCCCGCUCCACAACCUCGGUUCUUGUUGGAGAAUCUACGACCUCACCCAGCAGUUCAGGCUCCACGGAAACAACAGCCUCACCCGGCAGUACCACAACGCCAGGCCUCAGUGAGAAAUCUACCACUUUCUACAGUAGCCCCAGAUCACCAGACACAACACUCUCACCUGCCAGCACGACAAGCUCAGGCGUCAGUGAAGAAUCCACCACCUCCCACAGCCGACCAGGCUCAACGCACACAACAGCAUUCCCUGACAGCACCACCACGCCAGGCCUCAGUCGGGAGUCUACAACUUCCCACAGCAGCCCAGGCUCAACGGAUCCAACACUGUUACCUGCCAGCACCACCACCUCAGGUCCCGGUCGGGAAUCGACAACUUCCCACAGCAGCCCAGGUUCAACUGACACUGCACUGUCCCCUGGCAGUACCACAACCUUAUCCUCUGGUCAAGAAUCUACAACCUCCCACAGCAGCCCAGGCUCCACUCACACAACACUCUUCUUUGACAGCACCACAAGCUCAGGCAUCGUUGAAGCAUCUACACGCGUCCACAGCAGCACUGGCUCACCACACACAACACUGUCCCCUGCCAGCUCCACAAGCCCUGGCCUUCAGGGAGAAUCUACCGCCUUCCAGACCCACCCAGCCUCAACUCACACAACGCCUUCACCUCCUAGCACCGCAGCAGCCCCUGUUGAGGAAUCUACAACCUACCACCACAGCCCAGGCUCGACUCCAACAACACACUUCCCUGCCAGCUCCACAACUUCGGGACACAGUGAGAAAUCAACAACAUUCCACGGCAGCCCAGAUGCAAGUGGAACAACACCCUCACCUGCCCACUCCACAACCUCAGGUCGUGGAGAAUCUACAACCUCACCCAUCAGUCCAGGCUCAACUGAAAUAACAACGUUGUCUGGCAGCACCACAACACCAGGCCUCAGUGAGGCGUCUACCACCUUCUACAGCAGCCCCAGAUCACCAACCACAACACUCCCACCUGCCAGCAUGACAAGCCUAGGCGUCAGUGAAGAGUCCACCACCUCCCGUAGCCAACCACGUUCAACUCACUCAACAGUGUCACCUGCCAGCAGCACCACGCCAGGCCCCAGUGAGGAAUCUACCACCGUCUACAGCAGCAGCCCAGGCUCAACUGAAACCACAGUGUUCCCUCGCGGCACCACAACCUCAGUUCGUGGUGAAGAACCUACAACCUUCCACAGCCAGCAGGCCGCAACUCACACAACGCUGUUCACUGAGGACACCACCACCUCGGGCCUCACUGAAGAAUCUACAGCCUUCCCCAGCGGCCCAGUCUCCACCCGAACAGGGUUGCCUGCCACCCUCACAACCACCGACCUCGGUGAGGAAUCAACAACCUUCCCCAGCAGCUCAGGCUCAACUGGAACAACACUCUCACCUGCCCGCUCCACCACCUCAGGCCUUGUUGGAGAAUCUACACCCUCAACCCUCAGUCCAAGCUCAACCGAAACAACAACUUUACCCGGCAGUCCCACAACACCAAGCCUCAGUGAGAAAUCAACCACCUUCUACACCAGCCCCAGAUCACCAGAUGCAACACUCUCACCUGCGACCACAACAAGCUCAGGCGUCAGUGAAGAAUCCGGCACAUCCCAUAGUCAACCGGGCUCAACGCACACGACGGCGUUCCCUGACAGCACCACCACGUCAGGCCUCAGUCAGGAACCUACAACUUCCCACAGCAGCCAAGGCUCAACAGAGGCAACGCUGUCCCCUGGCAGUACCACAGCCUCAUCCCUUGGUCAACAGUCUACAACCUUGCACAGCAGCCCAGGCGCCACUGGAACCACACUCUUACCUGACGACACCACAACCUCAGGCCUCGUGGAGGCAUCUACACCCAUCCACAGCAGCACUGGCUCGCUACACACAACACUGACCCCUGCCAGCUCCACAAGCGCUGGCCUUCAGGAGGAAUCUACCACCUUCCAGAGCUGGCCAAGCUCAAGUGACACAACACCUUCACCUCCUAGCACCACACCAGCCCCUGUUGAAGUAUCCACAACCUACCACAGCCGCCCGAGCUCAACUCCAACAACACACUUUUCUGCCAGCUCCACAACCUUGGCCCGUAGUGAGGAAUCAACAACAGUCCACAGCAGCCCAGGUGCAACUGGAACAACACGCUUCCCUACCCGCUCCGCGACCUCAGUUCUUGUUGGAGAACCUACAACCUCACCCAUCCGUUCAGGCUCAAUGGAAACAACAGCGUUACCCGGCAGUACCACAACAGCAGGCCUGAGUGAGAAAUCUACCACCUUCUACAGUAGCCCCAGAUCACCAGUCACAACACUCUCACCUGCCAGGACGACAAGCUCAGGCGUCAGUGAAGAAUCCACCACCUCCCACAGCCGACCACACACAGGCUCAACGCACACAACAGCGUUCCCUGGCAGUACCACCAUGCCAGGCCUCAGUCAGGAAUCUACAGCUUCCCACAGCAGCCCAGGCUCCACAGACACAACACUGUCCCCUGGCAGUACCACAGCAUCAUCCCUUGGUCCAGAGUCUACUACCAUCCACAGCAGCCCAGGCUCCACUGGAACAACACUCUUACCCGACAACACCACAACCUCGGGCCUCCUUGAAGCAUCUACGCCCGUCCACAGCAGCACUGGAUCGCCACACACAACACUGUCCCCUGCCGGCUCUACAACCCGUCAGGGAGAAUCUACCACUUUCCAGAGCUGGCCAAGCUCAAAUGACACUGCGCCUGCACCUCCUAGUACCACAUCAGCCUUUGUUGAACUAUCUACAACCUACCAUAGCAGCCCGAGCUCAACUCCAACAACACACCUUUCUGCCAGCUCCACAAUCUUGGGCCGUAGUGAGGAAUCGACAACAGUCCACAGCAGCCCAGUUGCAACUGCAACAACACCUUCAUCUGCCCGCUCCACAACCUCAACCUCAGGCCUUACUGAAGAAUCUACAACCUACCACAGCAGCCCGGGCUCAACUCAAACAAUGCACUUCCCUGAAAGCUCCACAACUUCAGGCCGUAGUGAAGAAUCAACAACUUCCCACAGCAGCACAACACACACAAUAUCUUCACCUCCUGGCACCACACCUGGCCCCGUUGAAGAGUCUACAAGCUACCACAGCAGCCCGGGCUCAACUGCAACAACACGCUUCCCUGACAGCUCCACAACCUCAGGCCGUAGUGAGGAAUCAACAGCAUACCACAGCAGCCCAGACGCAACGGGAACAACAGUCUUACCUGCCCGCUCCACAACCUCGGUUCUUGUUGGAGAAUCUACGACCUCACCCAGCAGUUCAGGCUCCACGGAAACAACAGCCUCACCCGGCAGUACCACAACGCCAGGCCUCAGUGAGAAAUCUACCACUUUCUACAGUAGCCCCAGAUCACCAGACACAACACUCUCACCUGCCAGCACGACAAGCUCAGGCGUCAGUGAAGAAUCCACCACCUCCCACAGCCGACCAGGCUCAACGCACACAACAGCAUUCCCUGACAGCACCACCACGCCAGGCCUCAGUCGGGAGUCUACAACUUCCCACAGCAGCCCAGGCUCAACGGAUCCAACACUGUUACCUGCCAGCACCACCACCUCAGGUCCCGGUCGGGAAUCGACAACUUCCCACAGCAGCCCAGGUUCAACUGACACUGCACUGUCCCCUGGCAGUACCACAACCUUAUCCUCUGGUCAAGAAUCUACAACCUCCCACAGCAGCCCAGGCUCCACUCACACAACACUCUUCUUUGACAGCACCACAAGCUCAGGCAUCGUUGAAGCAUCUACACGCGUCCACAGCAGCACUGGCUCACCACACACAACACUGUCCCCUGCCAGCUCCACAAGCCCUGGCCUUCAGGGAGAAUCUACCGCCUUCCAGACCCACCCAGCCUCAACUCACACAACGCCUUCACCUCCUAGCACCGCAGCAGCCCCUGUUGAGGAAUCUACAACCUACCACCACAGCCCAGGCUCGACUCCAACAACACACUUCCCUGCCAGCUCCACAACUUCGGGACACAGUGAGAAAUCAACAACAUUCCACGGCAGCCCAGAUGCAAGUGGAACAACACCCUCACCUGCCCACUCCACAACCUCAGGUCGUGGAGAAUCUACAACCUCACCCAUCAGUCCAGGCUCAACUGAAAUAACAACGUUGUCUGGCAGCACCACAACACCAGGCCUCAGUGAGGCGUCUACCACCUUCUACAGCAGCCCCAGAUCACCAACCACAACACUCCCACCUGCCAGCAUGACAAGCCUAGGCGUCAGUGAAGAGUCCACCACCUCCCGUAGCCAACCACGUUCAACUCACUCAACAGUGUCACCUGCCAGCAGCACCACGCCAGGCCCCAGUGAGGAAUCUACCACCGUCUACAGCAGCAGCCCAGGCUCAACUGAAACCACAGUGUUCCCUCGCGGCACCACAACCUCAGUUCGUGGUGAAGAACCUACAACCUUCCACAGCCAGCAGGCCGCAACUCACACAACGCUGUUCACUGAGGACACCACCACCUCGGGCCUCACUGAAGAAUCUACAGCCUUCCCCAGCAGCCCAGUCUCCACCCGAACAGGGUUGCCUGCCACCCUCACAACCACCGACCUCGGUGAGGAAUCAACAACCUUCCCCAGCAGCUCAGGCUCAACUGGAACAACACUCUCACCUGCCCGCUCCACCACCUCAGGCCUUGUUGGAGAAUCUACACCCUCAACCCUCAGUCCAAGCUCAACCGAAACAACAACUUUACCCGGCAGUCCCACAACACCAAGCCUCAGUGAGAAAUCAACCACCUUCUACACCAGCCCCAGAUCACCAGAUGCAACACUCUCACCUGCGACCACAACAAGCUCAGGCGUCAGUGAAGAAUCCGGCACAUCCCAUAGUCAAAAGGGCUCAACGCACACGACGGCGUUCCCUGACAGCACCACCACGUCAGGCCUCAGUCAGGAACCUACAACUUCCCACAGCAGCCAAGGCUCAACAGAGGCAACGCUGUCCCCUGGCAGUACCACAGCCUCAUCCCUUGGUCAACAGUCUACAACCUUGCACAGCAGCCCAGGCGCCACUGAAACCACACUCUUACCUGACGACACCACAACCUCAGGCCUCGUGGAGGCAUCUACACCCAUCCACAGCAGCACUGGCUCGCUACACACAACACUGACCCCUGCCAGCUCCACAAGCGCUGGCCUUCCGGAGGAAUCUACCACCUUCCAGAGCUGGCCAAGCUCAAGUGACACAACACCUUCACCUCCUAGCACCACACCAGCCCCUGUUGAAGUAUCCACAACCUACCACAGCCGCCCGAGCUCAACUCCAACAACACACUUUUCUGCCAGCUCCACAACCUUGGCCCGUAGUGAGGAAUCAACAACAGUCCACAGCAGCCCAGGUGCAACUGGAACAACACGCUUCCCUACCCGCUCCGCGACCUCAGUUCUUGUUGGAGAACCUACAACCUCACCCAUCCGUUCAGGCUCAAUGGAAACAACAGCGUUACCCGGCAGUACCACAACAGCAGGCCUGAGUGAGAAAUCUACCACCUUCUACAGUAGCCCUAGAUCACCAGAGGCAAUACUCUCACCUGGCAGCGUGACAAAUUCAGGCCUUAGUGAAGAAUUCACCACCUUCUACAGCCGGCCAGGUUCAAUGCACACAACACUGUUACCUGCCAGUGCCACUACUUUAAGGCUCAGUGAGAAGCCUACAACCCUCCCCAGCAUGGCAGACUCAGUGCACACGAUGCUGUUACCUGCCAGCACCACAACACCAGGCCUCAGCGAUGAAUCAGCAACUUCCCACAGCAGCCCAGGCUCAACUGAGACAACACUGUUCCCUGAAAGCCCCAGAACCUCAGACCAUAGUGAAGAAUCAACAACUUCCUACAGCAGCACAACUCACACAACACCUUCACCUCCUAGCACCACACCUGUUCUUUUUGAAGAAUAUACAGGCUACCAGAGCAGCCCGGGUUCAACUGCAACAACACACUUUCCUGAGAGCUCCACAACCUCAGGCCAUAGUGAGAAAGCAACAGCAUCCCACAGCAGCCCAGAUACUAAUGCAAUCACACUCUUACCUGCCCUUUUUACUACCUCAGGCCGCAGUGCAGAAUCUACCACCUUCUACAUCUCUCCAGGCUCAACACAAACAACGUUACCCAGCAGUACUGCAAUGCCAGGCCUCAGUGCAAAAUCUACUAUCUUUUACAGUAGCUCCAGAACACCAGACCAAACACUCUCACCGGCCAGCAUGACAAGCUCCAGCAUCAGUGAAGAACCCACCAGCUUCGAUAGCCAAGCAGGGUCAACACACACAACAGUGUUUCCUGCCAGCACCACCACCUCAGGCCUCAGUCAGGAAUCAGCAACUUUCCACAGUAAGCCAGGCUCAACUGACACAACUCUGUCCCCUGGGAGCAUCACAACUUCAUCCUUUGCUCAAGAAUUUACCACCCCUCACAGCCAACCAGGCUCAGCUCUGUCAACAGUGUCACCUGCCAGCACCACAGUGCCAGGCCUUAAUGAGGAAUCUACCACCUUCUACAGCAGCGCAGGCUCAACUGAAACCACAGCGUUUUCUCACAGCACCACAACCUCCAUUCAUAGUCAACAAUCUACACCCUUCCCUGGCAGCCCAGGCUUCACCCUAAUAGUGUUACCUGCCACCCUCACAACCACAGACAUUGGUCAGGAAUCAACAGCCUUCCACAGCAGUUCAGAAGCAACUGGAACAACACCCUUACCUGCCCGCUCCACAACCUCAGACCUUGUUGGAGAAUCUACAACUUUCUACAUCAGCCCAUCCCCUACUUACACAACACUCUUUCCUGCCAGUUCCAGCACAUCAGGCCUCACUGACGAAUCUACCACCUUCCACACCAGUCCAAGCUUCACUUCUACAAUUGUGUCUACUGAAAGCCUGGAAACCUUAGCACCAGGGUUGUGCCAGGAAGGACAAAUUUGGAAUGGAAAACAAUGCGUCUGUCCCCAAGGCUACGUUGGUUACCAGUGCUUGUCCCCUCUGGAAUCCUUCCCUGUAGAAACCCCAGAAAAACUCAGAGCUGCUUUAGGUAUGAGAGUGAAAGUGACUUACAGGAAUUUCACAGAGAAGAUGAAUGACUUAUCCUCCCAGGAAUACCAGAACUUCAGUACCCUCUUCAAGAACCGGAUGGAUGUCGUUUUGAAGGGCGACGAUCUUCCACAGUAUAGAGGGGUGAACAUUCGGAGAUUGCUCAAUGGUAGCAUCGUGGUCAAGAACGAUGUCAUCCUGGAGACAGACUACACUUUAGAGUAUGAGAAACUGUUUGAAAACCUGGCAGAGAUUGUAAAGGCCAAGAUUGUGAAUGAAACCAAAACAAUUCUUGUUAAUCCUGAUUCCUGCAGAGAGGCCAUACUGUGCUAUAGUGAAAAUGACACUUUCGUGGAUUCAUCAGUGACGCCGGGCUUUGACUUCCAGGAGCAAUGCACCCAGAAGGCUGCCGAAGGAUAUGCCCAAUUCUACUAUGUGGAUGUCUUGGAUGGGAAGCUGGCCUGUGUGAACAAGUGCACCAAAGGAACGAAGUCGGAAAUGAACUGUAACCUGGGCACAUGUCAGCUGCAACGCAGUGGCCCCCGCUGCCUGUGCCCAAAUACGGACACACACUGGUACUGGGGAGAGACCUGUGAAUUCAACAUCGCCAAGAGCCUCGUGUAUGGGAUUGUGGGGGCUGUGAUGGCGGUGCUGCUGCUCGCAUUGAUCAUCCUAGUCAUCUUAUUCAGCCUAUCCCAGAGAAAACAGCACAGGGAACAGUAUGAUGUGCCUCAAGAGUGGCGAAAGGAAGGCACCCCUGGCAUCUUCCAGAAGACGGCCAUCUGGGAAGACCAGAAUCUGAGGGAUAGCAGAUUCGGCCUUGAGAACGCCUACAACAACUUCCGGCCCACCCUGGAGGCUGUUGACUCCGGCACUGAGCUCCACAUCCAGAGGCCGGAGAUGGUAGCAUCCGCUGUGUGAGCCAACGGGGGCCUCCCACCCUCAUCUGUCUCUGUGCAGGAGAGCUGCAAACACAGAGCCCCCCACAGGCCUCCGGAGUUGGUCAAGAGGAGACCGAAGUCAGGCCCUGAAGCCGGUCCUGCUCUGAGCUGACAGACUUGGCCAGUCCCCUGCCUGUGCUCCUGCUGGGGAAGGCUGGGGGCUGUAAGCCCCUCCAUCCAGGAGUUUCUAGACUCCCAGAAGCCUCGGCACCCCUGUCUCCUCCUGGGUGGCCUCCCCACUCUGGAAUUUCCCUACCAAUAAAAGCAAAUCUUAAAGCUCAGAA
Symphalangus syndactylus (siamang) is the source of this 13306-nucleotide messenger RNA. RefSeq names its product mucin 12, cell surface associated (gene MUC12). The record is from RefSeq and is a predicted model, not a curated record. Lineage: Eukaryota; Metazoa; Chordata; Mammalia; Primates; Hylobatidae.